Molecule: messenger RNA, 2062 nt
Organism: Oncorhynchus nerka (sockeye salmon)
Lineage: Eukaryota; Metazoa; Chordata; Actinopteri; Salmoniformes; Salmonidae
Gene: ints7
Product: integrator complex subunit 7
Biological process (GO): snRNA 3'-end processing
Cellular component (GO): integrator complex
Source: RefSeq, a predicted model, not a curated record
AUGCUCAGCUCUGGUUUCAGGUCCCCGGUGGACCUGAAACUGACGCUAAACCCUAUUCUGCAGCACAUGCACCACAUUGCCAGCCUGGCCUCUAGCAGCCUGGCCUCCAGCAGCCUGGCCUCCAGCAGCCUGGCCUCCAGAAGCCGGGAGCUGCAUCAGCAGCUGGUCACUUCCUACCCCUACACACCCAUGGUCAUUGUCACCCUGCACACCUUCACCUAGCUGGCCACCUCCUCGCUCAUCGACAUCCCCAAAUGGUUACAGCUGUUUCUCCAGUACAUGAAGGAGGACCCUAGGAAUACAGUCAAGAGACUGGCCAUCCAGGACUUGAAACUCCUGGCUAAAAAGGCCACCUAUCUCUGGAACAGAGAAAACACUCAGGUGGGGUCUUGUGUCCCACACAUACCUGCAAAUUCCCGACUCCAUAAUCCAACAGCGAGUGGUGAAUUAUCUUUCAUUGGUUAUUAUGAGGAUAAUCCAUGUGAUGCUUUCACCCCUCCUCGGCUCAUUGACCUUGUUAAGCUAGCGCAGGAAUGCUGUUACCACAGCAACCUGGCCUUCUCUGCCCAUGGAGUCACUGUGCCCGCCAACAUCGCCAUUUCCUAUCCAGAGAAAGACAUGAUGCAUCUGGAGCAGGACACCGUGAUGGGGGUGGAGUCUCUGCUGGUGCUCUGCAGUCAGGGCGACCGCCCCAGAACUCAGGCCACGCUCAAGAUGGCUCUCACCUCAUUGGUCCAGCUGCUGAAGAGUCGCCCCCACCUCAGCCAAUCGACUGUGGCGUUCCUGCUGUGCCAGCUGCACUCGGCCUGCGACCCCUCAAAUGUGCUGAUAUGCCACACCCGGGCGGCCAUCGCCACCCAGCUGCCCGUGCUGGGAUAGGGCAUGCUGGGGGAUCUGGUGGACUUCUACCGGGUGGCCAUUCACUCUUUCACUGACAAGCUGCAGGUGCUCCUGCUUUCCCUGGCGACUGUGGUGUUUGUGGCUAGCCAGUCGUCCCUGUCGGCGGAGGUGAAGACGGUGAUCAAGCAGCAGCUGGAGAACAUGGCCAUCGGUUGGCAGACCUCGCGCAUUGGCCCUCUCUGUUCUCUGUCGGGUUGCCAUGAGUUCUCCAGCAAGCUGUACCAGAGUCUGCAGACGCAUGUGUCCUCGGAGCAUUUCUACUUCUGGCUCAACGGUCUAAAGGAGUUCUCCCAGGCCGUGCUGUGUCUUAGCGGCCUGGAGGACAGAGACUCCAGUGUAGCUAUGGCGGCCAUCGCCGAGGCCCUGCGCUCUUACCAGAAGGGCAUCACCUCCCUGACUUGUGACACGGUCAUAUCUCUGCUUAAUGUUGCACUGUCCUUCCAGAGGUACUUCUUCCAGAACCUCCAGUCAACCAGUAUUUUAAGGGAACUAACUAAACUUGCUCUCUCCCCAUCUCCUCGGACCCCAACCGAGCCAAUCCCGGUGCAGAACAACCAACAGCUGCCUCUGAAGGUGGAGGGCGUGGUGCAGCAUGGCUCUACCCCCGGAUUGUUCGGCAAGAUUCAGUCUGUCUGCCUCAACGUCAGCUCCGCUCUCCAGACCAAGACUGGUGGGCUGGAAUACUAGGUGACUCUGCAGCUAUCCCACCCCCUGCCCUACAUAUUUAAUUUCCAGUUCCUGCUCAUCUUUUCCAUCCUGGGCAGCCACACGGUCAACAUGGAGGCCUCAGUGGUGGACGAGAUCUGCAUGGAGUGGAAGACGCCCAAAAUCACUGUGUCGGUCAAGUCCCUGGAGGACCUUUACUCCCAGCAGCUCUGCCACCACCACCAACAGCAGCAGGCACAGUAGGCUAGGCCCAAGCCGGCCCCGACCACCCCAGAGGAGUAGUGUACAUGUCCGCUUCCAGUGAUACCCUCAUAAAACCCCUCUAACCCAUUGCCUUGUCCGAAGGUCUCGGUUUGUUUCCUUCCCUUUCCUUCUCUGAAAUGACUGGACUGAAGAAACAGAGGCAACGGUUUGGUGAGCAUUCACCUACUCAUGGUUGCUUUCACUUAUCCAUUUAUUUUAGGUUAGUGGUCACAGAAUGGAGGAAGGGAGACAA